Nasonia vitripennis (jewel wasp) is the source of this 1893-nucleotide messenger RNA. Its product is annotated as isovaleryl-CoA dehydrogenase, mitochondrial. Gene Ontology annotation, biological process: L-leucine catabolic process. Gene Ontology annotation, cellular component: mitochondrion. Gene Ontology annotation, molecular function: 3-methylbutanoyl-CoA dehydrogenase activity; flavin adenine dinucleotide binding. The record is from RefSeq and is a predicted model, not a curated record. The coding region runs from base 538 to 1809 and encodes 423 amino acids. The transcript is spliced from 8 exons. NCBI's taxonomy places the organism in Eukaryota, Metazoa, Arthropoda, Insecta, Hymenoptera, Pteromalidae.
AUAGCGCAUUUUUUUUAUUUUAUCUAAUAAACGGCAAAAAUUGUACAAAGAAGUAACAAGUUCUUGAGAAUUACAUUUAUUAAACCAUCCGAACUCGACAUCCCCAUGGAUGCCAGCUCAGUCAAAUAGACUUCAUUACAGUAAUUAAUGUUAUCUCGAUUAAUGCUUCAAUGUUUAAAUCAAAUGCGAAAAUUUCGCCGCGAUUUUCUCGAUCAAGCUCAUCUUCAUGCAUGAUUCGUAAAAAAAAGAUCUAGAUUACAUAAGGCACACGCGUGUGUAAAGGCCCCCCGGAAUACUCGAAUAUUAAAAUACAGCGGGGCUCGUCGCGAUAAGUCCACCAAUGACGCUCUCGAUCGUUCAUCGUCCGCGUAAAUAACACACACACACACACACACACACACACACACAAACGCAUGCGUUUCACCUUAUCAUUAUCGCUGUGCCGUUACCACUACAAACGAGCAAACACGCGAUCCAGCGAACAACAGCCGCAGUGAGCUACAGUUCCAUCAGUGUGAAAGUGGAUCUACGGCCGACAUGAGUAGUCACACGCUUCGUCGAGGCCUCCAACCGAUUUUCGCGAGAUCAUCGCCGUUGCUGCAGUACUUUAGCAAGGCUUUGUCCUCGCAAUAUUACGCUAUAGACGAGAACGUCUUCGGACUGUCGGAGCAGCAGAAAGAGUUGAGAAACUUGGUGUUCAACUUUGCGCAGAAGGAACUCGCUCCGAAAGCUGCCGAGAUCGACAAGAAGAAUCAUUUCGACGAGCUUAGGCCUUUCUGGAGAGAACUAGGAAAACUCGGUCUACUGGGAAUAACCGUUAAAGAGGAUUACGGUGGAACCGGCGGUGGAUACCUCGAUCACGUAGUCAUCCAAGAAGAACUGAGCAGAGCAUCGGCGGCUAUAUCCCUGAGCUACGGCGCUCACUCGAAUCUCUGCGUCAAUCAGAUCCACAGAAAUGGUACCGAAGAGCAGAAGCACAAGUAUCUACCAAAACUAUGCAGCGGCGAACACAUCGGUGCGUUGGCGAUGUCGGAACCAGGCGCCGGCUCGGACGUGGUAUCGAUGAAGCUGAAGGCCGAGAAGAAAGGCGACUAUUACCUGCUGAACGGCAACAAAUUCUGGAUCACCAACGGUCCCGACGCCGAUACUCUCGUCGUUUACGCCAGGACGGAUCCCAAUGCCGCCAAGAAGCAGCACGGAAUCACCACCUUCAUCAUCGAGAAGGGUAUGGAGGGCUUCAGUACUGCGCAGAAGCUCGAUAAGCUCGGGAUGAGAGGCUCCAACACGUGCGAGCUUAUUUUCGAGAACUGCAAGGUUCCUGCGGCUAACGUACUGGGACAGGAGAACAAAGGGGUCUACGUGCUGCUCAGUGGACUGGACCUCGAGAGACUCGUACUGGCUGGUGGACCAUUGGGAAUUAUGCAAGCUGCCUGCGACGUCUCAUUCGAGUAUGCCCAGACGAGGAAGCAGUUCGGUAAGAACAUCGCCGAGUUCCAGCUGAUUCAGGGUAAAAUCGCUGACAUGUACACGAGGCUGUGCUCCAGUCGAAGCUACCUCUACUCCGUAGCGAGAGCCUGUGAUAACGGCCACGUUAACGGAAAGGACUGCGCCGCUGUGAUACUCUACUGCGCCGAGAACGCGACGAAAACCGCCCUCGAUGCGAUUCAGAUACUCGGCGGCAACGGCUACAUCAACGAUUACUCAACCGGUCGGCUGUUGAGGGACGCGAAACUGUACGAGAUCGGCGCGGGCACCAGCGAAAUACGAAGAAUGGUCAUCGCUCGGGCUAUCAGUGCGGAGUACUCGUGAAGCUUAUUAUCGUCACUAUGUGUCGUGUGAAUUUUUGUACAUUCCCUUUAUUUUUUUCUAAAUAUAUUUUAUAUCACAGAAGAA